This is a messenger RNA of Magnolia sinica, 483 nucleotides long. Its product is annotated as glyoxylate/hydroxypyruvate/pyruvate reductase 2KGR-like. The coding region runs from base 1 to 483 and encodes 160 amino acids. Gene Ontology annotation, molecular function: NAD binding; glyoxylate reductase (NADPH) activity; hydroxypyruvate reductase [NAD(P)H] activity. The transcript has 2 exons. The record is from RefSeq and is a predicted model, not a curated record. Gene Ontology annotation, cellular component: cytosol. NCBI's taxonomy places the organism in Eukaryota, Viridiplantae, Streptophyta, Magnoliopsida, Magnoliales, Magnoliaceae.
AUGGAAAAUCUAGGCGUUCUUCUAACCUACCCAAACGCAUACUUCGAACAAGUGCUCGAGAAGCGAGUCAAGCUCUUCAGGCUCUGGCAAUCUCCCCCCUCCAACAGGAUUGAAUUCCUGAAGAAGAACUCCGAAUCAAUCCGUGCAAUUAUCUCAAACGCCCACGUUGGAGCUGAUGCCAAUACAAUCGACGCCCUUCCUAACCUUGAGAUUAUCUCCAGCCACAGCGUCGGAUUGGACAAGAUCGAUCUGGCCAAGUGCAGGGAGAGAGGGAUCAGGGUCACGUACACGCCCGACGUCCUGACCGACGAAGUCGCCGACACUGCCGUCGGUCUGAUCUUGGCCACGUUGAGGAAGAUCUGCGCGUCCGAUCGGUAUGUUAGGGAGAGGAAGUGGACGGAGAAGGGGAAUUUUGCAUUGACAACGAAGUACCGCAGCUUGUGGUACAGUGCUAUCUAUUCUGCCAACGUGGCACUUCUGUAA